Molecule: messenger RNA, 2331 nt
Organism: Rodentolepis nana
Lineage: Eukaryota; Metazoa; Platyhelminthes; Cestoda; Cyclophyllidea; Hymenolepididae
Source: the annotation of a GenBank genome assembly
AUGUUGUCAUGUAAGGCUAUUUUCCUUGCCAUCGGUCUUAAAUUAGAUUCGUCAUCCUUAUAUUCUCCGAUUAUUCGUGGUCCCAGAAGUGGUACGGAUGCAGGACAAUAUUUUCGUAACUUUUGGGGUAAUAAAUCUGAAAUUCGACAUCUUGAUGGUGACCUUUACGAAUGCGUUAUCUGGGACUCAAAUAAGGAUAUUACGUCUCAAAUUGUUGAUUAUGCAUUAUCAAGGAAGCUUAAUGUCCCAAUCAACACCAUAUCGGAUUUAUGGUAUCAAGUAUCAUGCACAAGUCUUAACGGCAUUUUGCGGUCAAUUUCACCUUCUUACUCAACUCUGAGACUGCCGGCAAGAGCUAGCACUCUCCAUCUGAUAAAUUCCUUGAAUUCACUUAGAGAUAUUCUCUCUGGUUUCAACAAACAUCUUCCAUUGAAUAUCAUGGAUGUACAACCAGUCUCUGCGGAGUUUCGUGGCACAUCUGUUUUCGCUCCUAUAAUUGAUAUUCGUGAUGGCACUCGUAAAAAGAAGUCUGCUGAUAAUCCCUGGCAUAAUGUUCACCAUUCUCUCAGGCCUAUUUAUGCAAUCAUGCAAAUUCAGUCCUCCGGCAAAUGGCCAAAGGAUAACUAUACCGCCUUUCUUCACAUGAAACGCCUCUUUCUACUUCGAAUCAAGGAACUUCUAGUUCAUAUUGGAGUCCCAUCCAGGGUUGUAUCAACUGGAAUGCUUGAUAUACUCGUAAACGGUUUAAUUCUCCGGUUGAGUUUCUGCCACAACUUUGAAUUAAAACUUCUGCGUCGAUCCCUAGGUUUAACAAAACCUUACCAGUUCAAGUCAAAAAAAGACUUGCCCGAAGAAAAGGAGCAAGAGCAAGAUGAAUGUGAGCCAGAACCCUUGAUCAAAUGGUUAAGUUUCAACCAACGUCUGCCAGAUAUCGCCAGUCAAUUGGUGGCUAUCGCGCGGUCUCACAUAAACACCUUUCCGGAUGCUUGUCGUCUGGCCAAGCGCUGGCUUUCCGCCCAUGGUAUUCCGGUCAUUCAAUGUCCAGAUAUCUCCUCUGAACCUAUGUGGGGGCUUGAUUGUGAGCCUGUUUGUUUGGGUGAUGCAGACCUGGGAGCUUCUGGUUGUCGUCUCACGGAAAUCGCUGUGGAGUUGUUGGUUGUUCAUGCUGGUGGCUUUACUGAAGCUGUGAACACCUCAUCAUAUUCUGCUGGAGUACCAGGCUCUGGGAGUGAAAACUUCCUCUCAGCUUCUCCUCUCGCCACUUUCUUGAGGUUUCUUCGUCUUAUCUACUCGUUUGAUUGGGAAAAUGAUAUUCUUCUGGUGGAUUUGAAUGAAGAGUUCAAAGGAAAGGCUGGUCUGGAGAAGGCAAUGGUUGCAGUGACGGAGUUCAAAAUCAAGCCUCGAGAUCAGCUGCCUGCUAUGGUUAUUGGCACACCACUUGAUCCUAACGGUACUCACUGGACUAGACAAGGCCUAAGUGUUCAAGGUCUUCGCCGACUUCAGAAGUUGGCCGCGUUCUCCCAUGAACUUCUACAGGCCAUGCUUUUUGCUGGAGCCGAUCUUUCUGACCUCAAGGCGGUGUUCCGACCCGAUUUAGCCAGUAUGGACGUGUUGUUUAAACUCAGACCCUCCGUCUACAAGACACGCAUCUUGGAAGCUGUUGAUUUGGUGAUUCCAAAAUGGGCUAUUAAGAAAACUGAAUCUGGCGAAUUGAUGAAUUCGCAUAUUGAUCCAAGUGAGACGACGAUGAAGGAGUCUGAACCUGUCACUCUGAACCUUCCGCAUCCUGGUGCGAGUUACUGGCCUUCAGGAUAUCUGUGUGAUCCCGUUCUCUGGGUUCUACGGCAAAUUCAAAACCGACUUGCUGAAUGGGAUAUGUUUGAGUACUUCUGGGAUAGGCAUUCAGGAAAGUGGAUAGGUCUCCGUAUCAAGGAUACAGCUAAAUGUGCCCAGCUUUGUGAAUUGAAGCAGUUCAGCGAAGAGAAUCUUCAUCGAGCUGGAGGAUUUGCUCGCCAUCGAGAAUCAGCCACUAAUUCUCGAAUGGGUCUGGUUGUUGAUAUACAACUGGCUCUUCAAGCUCUAUCGGCUUGGGGCUCUGAGAUGGUGGAUUCAGUGGUAAUUCAGAGGCCAGACGCCUUCGAAAUGGGUGGUUUGGAAAUUGAGGCGCCAGAGACUGAGGUGGUUGUUCGAGAGAUGCCAGAAAAAAAAGACGAGCAGGAGAAGGAGGAGGAGAACGAACAGGAAAAUAGAGCCGCCGUUGAGGGGAGUAAAAGGAGGAAUCCCGCUAAGAGGAGAGUUAAGAAGACCAAGAAAGCAAAAUUUCAAGCCUAA